AUGGCCGUAGUUGGCUCCGGUCCGGCCGGCUUCUAUACGGCAUACCGGGUCAUGUCCAAGGUACCGAAAACCAAGGUUGAUAUGUUCGAAGCGUUGCCUGUGCCAUACGGUCUAGUGAGAUUCGGCGUUGCGCCAGAUCAUCCUGAAGUCAAGAACUGUCAAGAAAAAUUCCAAGAAGUUGCAAGCUCUCCUGAUUUUACAUUUAUUGGGAAUGUCUCCAUCGGCAAUACAGGCGGACACUUCAGAUGCUGCACAAUUCCUUUGGCCUCUAUGAUGCAUCACUACGAUGCUGUUGUAUUUGCCUAUGGUGCAUCUAAAGACAAGCGCCUCGGAAUCCCUGGUGAAUCUGAGCUGCAGGGCAUCUACUCGGCCCGCGAGUUUGUAGGCUGGUAUAAUGGUCUACCAGAAUACGCAGACCUCGCACCGGAUCUCACUAAAGGAGACGAGGCUGUUAUCAUUGGUCAAGGAAAUGUUGCCCUUGAUGUUGCUAGGAUGCUGUUAGAGAAUGUAGAUAGACUACGAAAAUCAGAUAUAACAGAGGCGGCUAUCGAAACCCUGUUAAAGAGCCGCGUCAAACGAGUUCAUAUUGUGGGAAGAAGGGGACCAAUGCAGGCUGCUUUCACCAUCAAGGAAAUCCGGGAACUAAUGAAACUUCACGGGGUUGCUUUUCAUGACAUCGAUAUGUCGCUCAUCCCGGAUGAGAUCUCGAAGCUGCCUCGAGCUCGACGAAGACUCAUGGAAAUAAUGAUGAAAGGUUCAACGGCUCGGUUAGAAGAGGCUGCUAAGUCAUGGUCCUUGGACUUUUGUUUAUCUCCAACUGAAUUUCUUGGUCGACCCGAUGGAAAUAUCGAAAGUACGGUGUUUGAACGAACAUCACUAGCGUCGCCCUUUGACUCGUCCUCGAGUGUUGUUGGCACUGGCGAGAAAGUAACGAUACCAUCUUCUAUAGCGUUCCGUUCCAUUGGUUAUAAAUCUGUUGCUCUUCCUGGAUUUGACGAGGCGGGCAUCUCAUUUGAUGAUAGAAAGGGGAUUAUUGACAAUGAUGGAAUGGGGCGGGUAUUGCAAGUGAAAGGUGACGAAGGUAGCACUCAGCACCCAUUGCAUUUGCCUGGGGUUUAUUGCGCUGGCUGGGUAAAGAGAGGCCCAACAGGUGUCAUUGCGUCGACUAUGGAGGACGCAUUUUCUACUGGCGAUGCAAUUGCCUCCGAUUGGAAUUCUGAUGCCCCAUUCCUUAAAGGGGAAAGCAGCUCUGGCUGGGAAGCCUUACGGGCAGGGGUAGAGCAUGGCAAAUGCAGGGUUAUCCAGUGGGACGACUGGCGGAAGAUAGACAAGGCAGAAAGAGAGCGGGGUCUGCUACUAGGAAAAAAACGAGAGAAGUUCACGAGCACAACGGAAAUGAUAUCUGCAGCUGGAAACUAG
This is a messenger RNA of Daldinia childiae, 1419 nucleotides long. Its product is annotated as putative NADPH:adrenodoxin oxidoreductase, mitochondrial. NCBI's taxonomy places the organism in Eukaryota, Fungi, Ascomycota, Sordariomycetes, Xylariales, Hypoxylaceae. Gene Ontology annotation, biological process: ubiquinone biosynthetic process. The record is from RefSeq and is a predicted model, not a curated record. Gene Ontology annotation, cellular component: mitochondrion. Bases 1 to 1419 code for a protein of 472 amino acids. The transcript is spliced from 3 exons.